This is a messenger RNA of Folsomia candida, 2848 nucleotides long. Its product is annotated as transmembrane protein 268. The transcript has 10 exons. NCBI's taxonomy places the organism in Eukaryota, Metazoa, Arthropoda, Collembola, Entomobryomorpha, Isotomidae. The record is from RefSeq and is a predicted model, not a curated record. Bases 809 to 2080 code for a protein of 423 amino acids.
AUCCACGGCCAGCCUGAGUGGUGAAUCAGCCCAACAAUUUUAACGUAACCAUCGCCCCAAUGGAUAGAAUUCAUACCGUAAUCCAGCAAUGGUUACGCUAUGUUAUGCCAUAGAGAAGAAGAACCACAAAUACCUGUAGUCACAACACCACCGUUGGUAAAAAACAUACAAUAUGUUGAUGCUGGUUGAUUGUAGUGCACCUCAUUUUAGGCAAAUAGGAGAGAUGCGACUACUAUUCCUAGAGAAUUGUGAUACGUGAAGAGGUACGUCUGUACUUAAAACGGCAGUAGCAGCAGUUUACCAUACCAUUGGCAUAAAGUUCUCAUUGGCAGCGUUUAGAAUAAUAUUAUCCAAUUUUGUUUGAACAAUAAAAAGCGUAUAUAUUUAUAGUGAGAGGAAGAGAGAUCUAGGUUUUAACAGGAUGCAUUUAAUAUGGUAGCAAACAGGGGACAGCCGAAAAGUGGAACCAUUGUCAACUACUUUACUACUUAUUGCUUAGUGAGAUCAAAUUAUUAUUUGCAGUCCAUUUUCCAGUGUCCCACUUUUAUGGAGACUGUCACAUCAUCAUCAACCAUACCGCAAGGUGUCAAAAUUAUAAUAUGGUAUGCGUGUCUUUAGUAUACUAGAAUCUCAGGAGGUGUUCAAGGUGUGGUUAAUGGUGGCGGUGGGUGAUUAUAAAUAACUAAUUAGAAUUUGACCUACGGCACAAAGACACAACAGCUAAAUUAAAGCCACUCUGCUCUCCAGAUUGGGAGUACAAGAAAAUUGAGACAAGAUUUUAUUCAUUUCCGGAAUCUACUCUAAUCAAAUGGAGGAUUCUGACAAUAAUCGUGUGGGUUCUCGAGAAAAGGGGGGCAGCAGGUGGGUCAAGUUUAAUGAGAAUGAAGAAACCGAAAAUUCUGAGACGAUAAACGGACAAGAUGACCACCAUCACAAUCACACCAGUAUUAAUGUUAAUCCGGCUGUGAUUGAGCCUACCGUGGAAAUCCAGUCUCCCAUCAGCAGCGGCACAAAAUCUCAUCCUCUUCCUUCAUCACCGUCCUCUAAUAACACAAUUCAUCUUCAUCAUGCAGGAAAUCUUCAGACGAUUGAGCUCCACAAUUCUCUCGAAAAUCAAACUAUGCCAAGUGGUUCUUCCGCAGAAACUUUGUCCGGAACGACAAGCAGCACUGCAAAUGGGAACAGAAGAAAUACUUCCGGUUUCACCAACGGUGAUGUGAUUGUCUCAAUUUUACCUGUAAACACGAAAUGGCCAUGGAUUACUCCUGCUUCUUUCCGUCCAGAAUUAGUUCCAGAAGAACUAAUGGCUCCUGGCCUUACAUUGACCGUUGAAGAGUACGUUCAUGCAAUGGAGCUUCUGACCUCCGAUGUUAGAUUUAAUGCCUACACAAUUUGCUAUAAGCGAUUGCUGGCUUCAUGGCUAAGUUUGGCCUUCUUCAUUCUUCUCAUCAUCCUAUUUUCCGGCGUGGUUGGAAUCCAUUUGUUCGCACUUGGAAUCUCUUGGCUCAUCAUCAAUGCUGCAGCUGUAUUCUUUUGCAUGUAUCUUAAAAUCAAGAUAAAUCAAGGGCUUGAACGUUGUAUGGCACGUGUUAACAAAAUGUUUUUAAAACACAAACUAAUCGUCGGCUUGGAUGAUCGAGGAAGGAUUUCCUGCCAUAAAGUUCACCUUUGUUUCAUUUAUUUUGACCCCAACGAAUGCGUUAAACGGUUAGAGCAAGUUCUCGAAGGGUCACAAGACCGACAAAGAAUGCAAAGCCAUUUGGAUGCGCAAGAUGUCGAAAUUGUUAUAACUGGAGCACAAAAUACAACACGUAUUCCACAGAAGCAGCAGAAGGGGGAGCGACUUUUCCUUCGUUACGUACAACGAUGGGGAAAGGACUAUCUGCGUCGUCGGCUAGACUGGACGACAGGCGAGGGGGGCGAAAACCCCUCCUCCCCGCGCCACCUCACCUCCGCCCUUUGCCCCUGCCAGUACGUGGAGGAGUAUUUGCGCCACAAACCCGUCGCCCAGGCCGAAAAUUCUUCCUGGUCCUGGUGGUUUCCCUGCUUCUCCCAACCUCAUCAAGCACAGGCCUCGUAGACUGUACCCAAUUUACUUUAGACCUAAAGUAACUGACAACUUUGUCUGUCAUUUUAUACAUACAUGAUCAACCUGGCUGUGACCAUUGACCAAACCAAAGCACCCUUCGUAGAAUUAAUGCACGAAACAACAAUAUUUUAGUGUUUUCAUAAUUUUUCAAAUCUUGUACAAACGAGGAAGGAUGCAGAAUCCAGUGAAACAAAAACCUUGGGGAUGCUUUAAAAAGUUGCAAGUUUUAUAAGUAUGCAAUACAUGUAUAUCAUUGCAUGAUUUACUUAUAAUAAAAGUUACAAACUUUACAGCUUUACAAUGCCCAAAUCUUAUUUUUAUGCUCUAUGAACAAUCAGAAGAUGUGCCCACUUAAUAAUUGUAAUAUGCUCAAGUCAAGAUAAUUAAAUAUGUACUUUAACCAAUUAGACAAAUCAGAUAAAUUUCAUAUAUAGUAAAAGGUUUUGUAUCCAUUUAUCCAUCCUGGUUGUGUAUAGAGAACAUACUGAUAACUGAAUACUGCAUAGAAUCAUCAAACAAAGUUAUUAUCCAGCAAUUAUUUAUUUAAUAAAAUUGGGUAUUUUAUUAAAUGAAGUGUAAUAUAAGAUAUAGUAAAAGAUAGUGUACUGCUCUAUUAAAUUUCUGCAUGUUAUUGUUUAACCUUAAUAAUUUAGAGCUUUCUCUACUAGACUGACGCUGAAAGACUUUUCUUUUUUAAUCUGUACGACAAGAAGGAAUGUUUUAUGAGAAUAAAUGCAAGUUAUGUGUUAUCAACGUUUA